CUUCUUAAUGAUGGCAUGAGUUUAUUAUGGUUGGACAAUUAUAAAAUUGUAAUAAACUCUCUUUUCCCCAGAAAUGACACUUAUAAAGAAGUGAAUGCUGCAGCAGCGGCACAACUUGUGCAAUACUUGAAUUUGCAAGAGAACACAUUGAUACAUAUUCAUGGUUACUUACAAUCUACAGAUAUGCCCCAAGUUGUGGCACUUAUAAAUGGUUACAAAGCUGGUUCUAAUUACAAUGUCAUAGGUGUAGAUUACAGGUAUGUCACACAUGUAGAUUAUUUAUUGGCAGUUCUUCUUGUCGAUGGUGUGGCUACAGUUGUUGUUCGAAGUAUAAACGAUAUGGUCGCUGCUGGAAUGGAUCGAACUAAACUAAUAGUCUCAGGAUUUUCUUUGGGUGCUCAAGUCUCCGCUUUCAUUGGACGCAAAUUACCCUUCGUCCUACCAAAGAUAAUAGGUGCGGAGCCAGCCGGACCGUUGUUUAAUAUUACCUCCCCCUCGCUAACUGCUUCUGAUGCGGCUUGUGUAAUAUGUAUUCACACCGAUAUGGGCUUCUAUGGAACAACUCAACCCUGCAACCACAUAGACUUCUAUCCAAACGGUGGCAAAGAACAACAACCUGGUUGUUCAUUAAUUACGUUUGGAGCUCUACUAAACGUAUGCAGCCAUGGCAGGGUCCAAAAGUAUAUGGCAGAAGCUGCUAGGUACCCGAACGCUUUCAUGGGUAUAAAGUGCAAUAGUUGGGACGACUUUAAGGCUGGCAAUUGCAAUCAGAAUGAUACAAUACCUAUGGGAUUCUUUACACCAUGCUCUGCGCGGGGUAAUUACUACCUCACCACAAAUAGUGCAUCUCCGUAUGGGAGGGGUUUAGCUGGAACAUCAACUUCCAAAAUGACGAACUAUCGACUUCUUGACAUUUUCAUAAUUAGUUGCUGGUUUUCGAGUACUACAGCUACGUCACCACUUCUUCACACAGUGACGUGGAAUCUUUGUGCAAAAAAUGGCACUCGUAUGACAGUGAAGUUUGAUCAGGCAGCACAACUUGUUCCACAUUUGAAUUUGCAAGAGAACACGCUGAUAUAUUGUCAUGGUUACACGGAGUCUACAGAUGUCACCGCAGUUGCUGCACUAUUAAAUGGUUUGACAGCUGGUACCAAUUUCAAUAUCAUAGCAAUAGAUUACAGGUUUAUCUCACAUUUAGAUUAUCUUACGGCAGUUGAUAAUGCCGAUGGUGUGGCUACAAUUAUCGUCCACGGUAUAACUAAUAUGAUCGCGGUAGGAAUGGAUAAAACUAAACUAAUAGCCUCUGGAUUAUCUUUGGGUGCUCAAAUCUGCGCUUUCGUUGGGCGCAAAUUACUGAAAUCAUCCCUCGUUCUACCAAAGAUAAUAGCUAUGGAUCCAGCCGGACCUUUGUUUAAUUUUACCUCCCCCUCGCUAUCUGCUUCUGAUGCGGCUUGUGUAAUAUGUAUUCACACCGAUAUAGGCUUCUAUGGAACUACUCAACCCGUUAACUACAUAGAUAUCUAUCCAAACGGUGGUAAACAACAACAGCCUGGCUGUACAGUAUUAACGCCAGGACCUCUACCAAACGUAUGCAGUCAUAUCAGGAGUGAGGUUUUUAUGGCAGAAGCAGCGAAAAAUUCGAAAGCUUUCGUGGCUGUGAAGUGCAAUAGUUGGGACGACUUUAAGGCUGGCAAUUGCAAUCAGAAUGAUACAAUACCUAUGGGAUUCUUUACACCAUGCUCUGCGCGGGGUAAUUACUACCUCACCACAAAUAGUGCAUCUCCGUAUGGGAGGGGCUCAGCCGGAACAGUUUACUAAAAGUGACCUAAAUAGAAUAUACUUCACGCGUCUCUUGCUCUUAGUUUAAACAUUUCUUGUUGUUUGAUUUAUGUAGGCGCAUAUAAUGGCGCAUAUAAUAGAAUCUUGUCAAUUAAAGCAAUGUUAGUACAUGUAUACGUAGAUAUAGAUUCGAACCGUAACUUUUUCGAUUAA
Molecule: messenger RNA, 1992 nt
Organism: Megalopta genalis
Lineage: Eukaryota; Metazoa; Arthropoda; Insecta; Hymenoptera; Halictidae
Source: RefSeq, a predicted model, not a curated record